CCCAGCAGUGGAGAGAGGGAGAGAGAGAGAGAGAGCCACCAUUUAAGCCCCCAUUUACAAGCAACCGUGUUCAUUAAACCAUCCCCAGUUCCCCACUUUCCCAAACCCUAGAUCUUAUUUUAUCUAAAUUCUCCCAAAUCCCCCACUUUUUGGUUUUUGUUUUUGCUUUUGUUUUUGUUUUCUACGUCACUGAAUUUCACUGUGCGUUUUUCACAAGCACAAACUCUUACAACCAACAAAACCCCCUUUUCUCCUUUCCGAUUUUUACUUCUUUAGACCCCAUUUUGCAGAUCUGAUUCAAUUGGGGUCCAUCGUCUGCUGAAUUCUUCUGUAGCUCCUCGUUUAAUUCCCUGAAUUCUGCUUCUUUAAUUAUCGUUCAGAUUUGAGGAUAUACUGUAUAUGCGGUUUUAGUGUUGCUCUGGUUAGAGGAUUCUCAUGGCAAUGCCAUCGGGAAAUGUGGGUGUAUCGAAUAAAGUUCCGUUUCAGAGCGGUGGCGGAGGUGGUGGCGAGAUCCAUCAUCAGCAUCAUCCACGGCCGUGGUAUCCGGAUGAGCGUGAUGGGUUUAUCUCAUGGUUGCGAGGGGAAUUUGCUGCAGCCAAUGCGAUCAUUGAUUCCCUUUGCCAUCAUUUGCGCGCCGUGGGAGAGCCCGGGGAGUAUGAUGUGGUUAUUGGGUGUAUACAACAACGGCGGUGUAAUUGGACGCCCGUGCUUCAUAUGCAGCAGUACUUUUCAGUGGCGGAAGUGAUGUAUUCCCUUCAACAGGUCGCCUCGAGGAGGCAGCAGAGAUAUAUUGAUCCUGUGAAAGUGGGGCCGAAGUUGUAUAGGAGACCUGGGCCGUUUAAGCAGCCCCAUGGUCAUCGUGUGGAAGCAGUCAAAGAAGAGGUGGUUGCGUGUGCAGAUUCUUGUAAUGGAGGGAAUUCGUCAGGUUUUGUAGGCUCUAGGAAGGUGGAGCAAGUAAGUAAUACAUGUGAGGAAAGUAAGGCAAUGGGGGAGGAUGAGAAAUUGAUAGAUGAAGAUUCAGGGUCAGUAGAGGACAAAAAAGAUAUUCACGGGAAGGACCAAAGUGAUAGCAAAUCGAAGUGUGGGGAAAAUUUAGAAGACAAUGCAAGUAAUAAAGAAUCCCAAGUUGAACUUACUGAUGAUGGAUGUUCUUCAAGUCAUAGAGAUAAGGAGUUGCAAUCUGUUCAAAGCCGGAAUGGAAAGCAGAAUGCUGCUGCGACACCAAGAACCUUUGUUGCGAAUGAGAUGUUUGAUGGAAAGAUGGUUAAUGUGAUGGAAGGAUUGAAACUGUAUGAAGAAUUAUUUGAUGAUGCUGAGGUUUCAAAGCUUGUUUCAUUGGUAAAUGAUUUGAGAGCUUCAGGGAAGAGGGGGCAAUUUCAAGGUCAGACAUAUGUGGUCUCAAAAAGACCUAUGAAGGGACAUGGGAGAGAGAUGAUCCAACUAGGCUUUCCCAUUGCAGAUGCGCCUCAUGAUGAUGAAACUUCUGCAGGGAUCUCAAAAGAUAGAAGAAUAGAACCAAUCCCCUCCUUGCUUCAAGAUGUCAUUGAUCGCUUGGUUGGUGAGCAGGUGAUGACAUUGAAACCAGAUUCCUGCAUCAUUGACUUUUAUAAUGAGGGAGAUCAUUCUCAGCCUCAUGUCUGGCCACCAUGGUUUGGGAGACCUGUCGGUGUUCUCCUUUUGACUGAAUGCGAAAUGACCUUUGGUAGAGUAAUUGGAACAGACCAUUCUGGCAACUAUAGAGGGGCUAUGAAGCUGCCUCUUACACCCGGAACCCUUCUUUUGGUGCAAGGAAGAUCUGCAGAUUUUGCCAAGCAUGCGAUACCUGCUAUCCGCAAGCAACGUAUACUUGUUACCUUGACCAAGUCACAGCCAAAGAAAGCUGCACUAGCUGAUGGGCAACGCACAUCAUCGAACGUAGGUCCGUUUUCCAGUUGGGGCCCUCCAUCUGCUCGAUCACCAAACCAUCGUCUUCCCCCUGGACAGAAGCAUUAUCCCACAGUUCCAUCAACUUGCGUGUUACCCGCACCACCCAUUCACUCCCAAAUGCCCCCACCAAAUGGCAUCCCGCCCUUAAUUGUCCCUCCUGUGGCACCACCUAUGCCGUUCCCUGCUCCCGUGUCGAUCCCACCUGGUCCACCCGCUUGGCCUGCUGCACACCCAAGGCAUCCUCCGCCCCGCCUACCUGUUCCAGGCACUGGAGUAUUCCUCCCUCCAGGAUCUUCCAGCACUCCACCCCUGCAACAGUUGGCGAGCUCCACGGUCGAGACAGGCUCCCUCACAGAAAAGGAAAAUGGUUGUUCGACGAAAUCCGAUCACAGUACAGCUGCUUCUCCAGGAGAGAAACCUGAAGCAAAAGCAGAAAGACAAGAGUGCAAUGGAAACAUGGAAGGAAGUGAGAGUGGUAAAGUAGCAGCAGAGGAAGAGCAGCAGCAGCAGCAGCAAAGUGGAGGAAUUUAGAGAGAGAAGCACAUAUAAAUAUAUUGUUUUAUGAAGAAAGAAAAGCAGGUAGGCUGCGGAGUUGAAUGAGUUACAAGCAAAAAUGUAAAGGGCGGCAACAUUCAAGACUGAUGAUUUUCACACACUAGACACUACACUACACUUCUACUGUCAAGGAGAACAGAACAAGGGGAAGUUCUCUUUGAAAAUCCUUUUAGUUCAUUCCUUUCUCUUUUUUGUUGUCCUCAAAAUUCUUGAUUACAUCCCAAAACUCAUUCCUAAUGCAACUUUGGAUCUUUCUUAUCACAGAUUUUGACCACUCAGAAUCAGUUUUUUGAAUUAUCAGGGAAAGUGUGGAAUUCAUCAUCA
Momordica charantia (bitter melon) is the source of this 2805-nucleotide messenger RNA. RefSeq names its product hydroxyproline-rich glycoprotein family protein. Gene Ontology annotation, biological process: mRNA catabolic process. The record is from RefSeq and is a predicted model, not a curated record. Lineage: Eukaryota; Viridiplantae; Streptophyta; Magnoliopsida; Cucurbitales; Cucurbitaceae. Gene Ontology annotation, molecular function: demethylase activity; mRNA binding.